AUGCAGAACAUCACAUCAAGCGGAAAACUCGGACGUCAAAAGCCUGUGCUCAAUGUAUUCUUUCCAAAACGAAAUGCUCCGACGAUCGCCCGUGCCGUCGAUGUCGAGAUCGAGGGCAAACCUGCGGCUCAGAGCUCAUCUGCGCAGUCUGAACCUGGCGCAAGAGCCCCAUCGUCCGUUGUGGGCUCUCAAGGACUUGGGACUCUCCAUGGUGCAGAAAAUGAGCCGAUAGCCUUCGCCAGCUCGCAAAAUCAAGAGCAAUUUGUUGACAGAGUUGAAUGUCGGGCAUUCAGUUCUGUGGACAUGCCAUUGGCAGGUUCACAGAGAAGCGCUGGGAGCCACAUGGCUAACGGUCCUGCUUUUUCGUCUAUUUGGGACUCUAAUAUCUUUUUGAAUGAUUCUGCCCUAAAUGUUGACGACGACAUUCUUAUGGAAAUAGAUUUCGACUGGAACUCUUUAAUUCCGGCAGACUACGACUUGAAUCACGAAAGUCAAGCUAGGAGCAUUCCACCGCAUCUAAGAGUAAGUAACGCCAUGACCAGUGCGAGUCGAUCUCGUGUGCCUUUGGUACAAGAGUUUUACAAACGCUGUCUUUGGCUAUGGGACCCGGAUCCUCACGAUUCAGCCACAAUGGACGAAUCAUCUCAUCUCUCGGAGGCCGAAGAACCACUCCUUCUGUCUUCAACGGCCACCGAGAAAGUAUCAGUGGACAAAGUAGCCGGGUCAUCAAUAAUGGCAGAUUUUGCCUGCGGGAGCGAUGCCCGAGAUGCUCUUCUACUUUUGGUCCAGCGCAAUUCUGAUAUUACAGUCGCAGUAUGCAGUUUUCCCUCUCCGAAGGUGUUAAGCUUGCUUUUGAGGGCAUUUGCUGUCCAGGAGACUGUAAGCCCUGUCCCCUUUCUCCAUCUCUCGUCGUUCAGAGUCAACAAAUGCAGGACUGAACUACUAAGCGCUUUGAUUGUCGCUGGUUCUGCCAACUUUGCGAAUCGCCAGAUUUGGAAACUGGGGCUGGCAAUUCAAGAACGUACGCGGCUAGACAUUUAUCAGACUGUAGACCACAACAACUCGAUUGCACGAGACUUGGAGUUUUUGCAAGCUCAAAUUCUGUGGGUUGAAGCAGGUCUGUGGAGCGGCGUCCGUCGCACGAUGGAAGUCGCCCAGUCCGCCGCAAACAAUGUUCCCUUUGUAGGUAAUUUGUCAAACCCGACGAACAUCCAACUAAAUGUGGCAGUUGAUACGAAGAAUUGGGGCCUAUUAUUUGGGUUACUACGAGCACACGUCGGUCCCAACGGUUGA
Exophiala aquamarina CBS 119918 is the source of this 1293-nucleotide messenger RNA. RefSeq lists its product as uncharacterized. The record is from RefSeq and is a predicted model, not a curated record. Bases 1 to 1293 code for a protein of 430 amino acids. The transcript has 2 exons. NCBI's taxonomy places the organism in Eukaryota, Fungi, Ascomycota, Eurotiomycetes, Chaetothyriales, Herpotrichiellaceae.